This is a messenger RNA of Trypanosoma cruzi, 1521 nucleotides long. RefSeq names its product cholinephosphate cytidylyltransferase A, putative. Gene Ontology annotation, molecular function: ethanolamine-phosphate cytidylyltransferase activity. Gene Ontology annotation, cellular component: cytoplasm. Bases 1 to 1521 code for a protein of 506 amino acids. The transcript has a single exon. Gene Ontology annotation, biological process: phosphatidylethanolamine biosynthetic process. NCBI's taxonomy places the organism in Eukaryota, Euglenozoa, Kinetoplastea, Trypanosomatida, Trypanosomatidae. The record is from RefSeq and is a predicted model, not a curated record.
AUGUCGUCGGAUAUCAUUGAGCACAGUUUUUUUUUUACACCCCUUGAGCGGGAUCGCAUCGCUCACGCGGAGACGUUUGUUGACACCCGUCCAAGCAGUUUUGUUACGGUUAUUUUCAGUCCACUUUGGCAAGCGAUGAGUCGGCAUUUGGUGCCGGAGAUGGUGGCGCCUAACGCUAUUACACUUGCGGGUCUGGUGAGCUCUAUGCAGUCGUAUCAAAUUAUUAGUGAUCAUUAUGAUGGAAGCGAAAGUGACCCAAAUAAUAUCGAAGCUCAGACUCCCAUUUUGUUAUCGUGCUUGCUGUGCCUUGUGGCCAUUGUGUGCGGUUCCUUGGAUGGUGUUCACGCAAAGCGCUGUCGAUCGGCAUCUCCUCUUGGUGAUAUUUUUUCCCGCGUGUGCAGCAGUAUUUCUCGUAUAUUUUUUGCCUUGACACUUAUGGAGGCAUUUAGCGUGAGAGACCUUCAUACGAAAUGGUAUUUGCUCAUGGCGAUGCAGCUAGUAGAGCUCAACACGGUACUUAGCCGUAUUAAUGCGGAUAACCUCAAACCUCAAAAGGCGAAGAAUCUUGCGUAUCAUCUUACGUAUUGUUUUCGGGAUUCGGAGUUGUCCUUUUUGAUCCUCUGCGCCUUAAUUACACGUCUUGUUUAUCCAUCUACGGGCUUUUACGUUUUUUUUAUGUCAAAUUUUCCAAAAUACAGUUUUUUAAUGCUGGUGGUGGUGAGCUUUGUUAAUGUGGCAUUACUGAAGAUGAAGCGGAAGUACAAAAGUGGAAUCGCGCUUUGUUUGGUUGCGCGCGUAGUUCCCUUAUAUAAAAUUUUAUUAUUUAACAAUUACAGUGUUCUCAGCGUGAUCAGUGGAGCUUUGGUGGUCGCACUUCUUUCGAUAGAGGUACAUGUUAGCAACGUUGCCAGGCGUCGUGUGCAUGCGGCAGUGUUGUGCAUUAGUAUUGGUUCUGUGUUUAACGACAUCUUUUCCAUUGUAGCUUCCGUUUUGUACAUCAUUGGUAUGUUGGUGGAUCUUUCUUAUUCCACCCGUAUUCCGUUGUUUGUACCAGUAAGGAACGUCUUUUGCGACGGUGUUUUUGACUUGUGUCAUGCGGGGCACAAAAACUUUAUGCAAAAUGCGUUGCAGUACGGCAACCGCCUUAUUGUUGGAGUCUGCGGGGACGAAGAUUGUGAGAAUUACAAGCGGCGACCCAUCAUGACAACAGAGGAGCGUGUUAACGAGGUACGUAUGUGCAAGUUUGUCUCGCAGGUGAUUUCAAACAGUCCGGUAACUGGUGUUACGGAGGAAAUGAUUAAACGGCACAACAUUCAUGUUGUUGUUUGCGGCAAAGAGUACGACCGACCCGAUGAUACGUUCUACGCCGUUCCACGGCGUCUUGGGAUUCUGCGAACAGCCCCUCGCACGGAGGGCAUUUCCACAAGCGUGUUGAUUGCGCGUAUUCGUGCGGCCACGGACGCGGAUGUGGUGGCGAAGGACAAGUCCUCAGGACGCUCUGUCGUGAGGGAUGGAUCAUGA